This is a messenger RNA of Phacochoerus africanus (Common warthog), 792 nucleotides long. Its product is annotated as olfactory receptor 1J4-like. Bases 1 to 792 code for a protein of 263 amino acids. Gene Ontology annotation, biological process: G protein-coupled receptor signaling pathway. Gene Ontology annotation, molecular function: olfactory receptor activity. The transcript has a single exon. The record is from RefSeq and is a predicted model, not a curated record. Gene Ontology annotation, cellular component: membrane. Lineage: Eukaryota; Metazoa; Chordata; Mammalia; Artiodactyla; Suidae.
AUGAGGAGGGAGAACCAGAGGAUCAUGUCCAAGUUCCUCCUCCUGGGGCUCCCCAUCCAGCCAGAGCAGCAGGGCAUGUCCUUUGCUCUGUUCCUGGGCAUGUACCUGACCACAGUGCUUGAGAACCUGCUCAUCACCCUGAUCAUCAGGCUGGACCCUUGUUUCCCCACCUGCAUGUACUUCUUCCUUAGUCACAUGGACCUCACGGACAUCUCCUUUUCACCUGUCACUGUCCCUAAAAUGCUGAUGAACAUGCAGACUCAGGAUCAAUCCAUUCCCUAUGCAGGGUAUGUGACACAGAUAUAUUUUUUUGCUUGCACUGAAAAUCUUCUUGCAGUGAUAGCAUAUUAUAGCUAUGUGGAUAUUUGUCACCCUCUAUGCUAUGGCAUCAUCAUGAGGAAAGAAUUGUGUCUAUGUUUCUUGGCUAAAUCAUGGCUACUCUCCUGUGCCAGUACCCUGACCCACACUUUCCUCCUGGCUCAACUGUCCUUCUGUACUCACAGCAUCAUCCCCCACUUCUUCUGUGACCUUGCUACACUGCUUAAGCCCUCCUUCUCAGAUACCUAUUUCAAUGAUCUGGUCAUAUUCACUGAAGGAGCUGCAGUACCCAUUUAUCUUUUGAGUUUCAUCCUAAUAUCUUAUGGCCGCAUUGGUGUCGCUGUCAUGAGGGUCUCUUCUACUAAAGGGAUCUGCAAAGCCUUGUCCUCCUAUGGCUCCCACCUCUCUGUGGUAUCUAUUCUGUGGGACAAUUAUGGAAGUGUACUUUUCCUCCUCAUCAGGCCAGUCCCAUGA